AUGUCGGGCCUACCUGAGGGUUGGGAAUGGGGCUACGACGAUAAACUGCAGCGUUGGUACUAUACCUAUCUGCCCACAGGCCAUGUACAAUACACCUUCCCGAAGCCCGGGGACGAGUUCCCCGAGUACGUUCCGAACGAUGAUCCUGUGAUCCCGCCCGAGGACAUGCUCGAGAGCAAGAAGCAAGUCCGUAAGACUACAUCGAGUGGCAGCCAACGUCUCUCCGCGGUUUACAUGCCCUCGACGGAUGAUGACUCAUGGUUUCGGCCUGACGAGCUCAUGUACAUGGGCCCUGGCGUGUAUGCUGACCCGACCAAUUUGGAGGAAAACGAGAAACCUCCACAGAAUGCUGCGACUCAGGAUAGUGAAGACCAAAAGCCUACUCAAGAUAAAAUUACGUCCCAGCCGGCUGGGAGCGAAGUUAGUCAGCCUUCCUCGGGUGUAGCGGCACCCGAAUCUUCCGCAGCACCAACGACAUCUUCGUCGCAACCGGUUGCGACUGGGUUUGCAAUCGACCUCUCUGUAGAGGUUGCAGCCUCAGUAGAGGUCACGACAGUAACUACGAGCCAGUCUUCUGCCCAUCCCGCUUCUUCGUGUCCCACGACUUCCUCUGCUCCUCCGGCAACUCAGCCUACCUCGGCGCUCACAGACUUUACUAUUGACAACAUCGACUGGGGUCCUGUGACCAGCACGACAGCACCCACAACCUCAACUACAUCUGCUCCUGCUGCACCCGCAGCACCGCAACCCCCGGCCACAGCAACAGACUUCAUGAUCUCCUCGUCUGAAAUUAUUGAUGUGGCUUCGAAUACAGGAUCGGGUGCUCCAGCGCCCACACAGUCUGCUACAUCAUGCCCGACCUCUGCGCCCACGCCAGCUACCUCGCAGCCCUCAGCAGCGCCAACAGGGUUUACCAUUACCAACUUUGACUGGGGUGCUGAAGUCAGUGUAAGCACAGCGCUUGCAACCUCAACGACUACUUCAAAUACCUCAGCACCUGCUGCUCCACAACCUGCUGCGGCAGCCACAGAAGUUACAAUCACAGCAACGGGGUCAGGCCAAGCUUCCACUGCAGCCGCAGCUGUUACUAAUGCUGAGCCUUUUCCUCCUAAGCCACCAUCGGCGCCGACAGCGUUUACAAUUAACGCAGCAGACUGGGGCCCCGCUAGUAGUUCUGUUGCACCAACUCAAGCUUCGUCGACUCCUGCGGCGCCAGCUGCUCAACCCCCAGUUACUUCUGCGCCGGCGGCUUCUACAGGGGUUGUUAUCACUAGCGAAGAAUGGACGUCUGUUGCUCUUCCAGCUACAGCUCCCUCAACGACAUCUAGCACCGAACCCCACAUCGGCCAGCCUGCACAAACAUCUACUCCCCCAGUAGCCACUGGGUCUGCGGUCACUAGCUUCGAUUGGCCCUCCGUGUCUAAUGCUACCACAGUCGCAGCAGGCCCCGGCACUUCACAGCCAUCAGCUAAGCCCCAGGGACCUUCGUCUCCAGGCUUGUCUGCGGCCCCUAUCUCCGAAGUUUCAACCUCUCCCGCAUUUCCAUCCCUCAGUCCGUCCCCUUCGCAAUCCAUAAGUUUCUCAAUCGCUUCCUUUCACUCGGUGGCUCCUCAUGUCCAUAGGCCCGACACGAGUCCUCACGGAGCCAACACUCAGCUAGCUGCCAUUCCUGAACUCGAUAGUAACCCAGUCCUUGGUGUUUCAACCCAAAAUGCGACUCAAGGCGUCGCGCCGCCACAAACGGUGGCUGAGUCGCUUCACGGAACGCACCAUGAAGUCCCCAUGCCUGUAGAAGUGCCCGGAACCGUCAUUCACGAACUUCCGACCGAAGAAACGGCUCAGUGCAAUGCUGAGCUUGUUGCACUGCCAGCUGAGCUGCCCGGUGAUGGACCACAACGGCCUGGAUAUGUGCAUGUCAUAAAUUUCGAGCCUGUUGAGCUUCCGGCUGAUGCAGCACCUGUUCGUACAAAGGUUGGAACGGGGAGCAAGGCUUCAAUACCUGAUCACUCCGCGCAAGCCCAGACAGCACGCCGGCAAACACUUCAAGGUGUUCAGCAACUUGUUGGACACACACUUCAGCCUGCCAAGCAAAGUAAUCCUCCCCAGCCGGUCUUCGAUACUCACUCGCAAUCGCAAUCAUCAAGGUGGGAAGACAAGUAUAUGCCUUAUUACCCUGGGCAGCAGACAUCUGGGGCGCCUGUUCCUGCUAUCAAUAGGUUCUCAAUGAUUGCCCCCCCCCGCCAUCAAGCUCCCGUCCCUGGCAAUAACCGGCAUUCACUAGGAGGUCUACAGCCUUGGAGAUCUCAGUCUCCUGGUCAGUUCAAGCCGUUUCAGCCCAAUUCAGGUGCCUCGCCAGCCUGGGCAGCACGAGUUCCAGCUCCAUUGAGACCAUUCAGUACCCCUCCGGCUCAAACUUCAGGAGCUGCUAAUAGCGGCCAAAACGCCCCAAAUCCCCCAACUGUCGAGCCACAGGCACCUUCAGCGGACUUUACUCAUGUUCCGUCUAUCUUGAAGCCAGCCCGUGGUCUCCAUGUUCAAGCCCAGUCUGUUCCGGAACGCAAAGAGAACACUACCGAGAAACCCUCCGUAGACCUAGCCCACGCUCCGUCAAUCCUCAAACCGGCCCAUGGGUGGCAAAUCAACGUCCCAACCGCGCCUGAGAACAGAGAUUCUAGUCCACAAACGCCGGCCAAUGAAGAGUCAUCACGCAAUCUUGCCCAUGCUCCUUCAAUUCUCAAACCUGCGCGUGGCCGACUUCCAGGCGCCCAGACUCCUCCGAGUACCAAGUCCGAGAGCCCGGCGAGAGGUUACCAAGCCUUCAAACCGUAUCAGGAUCUGCAAAAAGAUAUCGAGGAAACAGUUCGGAUGCUGUCAAGCACUGCUUACACCAUGGAAUCCCGAACAUCCUUGCCCGUCGAACCAGAUGCUGGCAAUGCCAGCAUUCCCCGGACAAGCUCACUGCCGGUUUCUCCCUCAAGCCCCGAUGUACCAGCUCCUCUCAAGAUCAAUCGCAACCCUCCCUCCUCCACACGUACGAACAGCUUGCCAACCGUGGCUUCUCCUUCUAGGCCCGCAGUUACGUCCGAACCGAGUGUAACUUCGUACAGUAUCACGGGCCCUGCGUACCAGACAGCGUUUAUCGCGUCCCCGACCACGGCAUCUGCUCCUACAGACCCUUUCCAAGUCAAGAAUGAUGUUCAAGUGGCACCGACUUCCCAAGUUCAACAGGAGACGGUUCAUCAACCUCCGCUCUCAAACCAACCAGCUGCUGUUGUUACCGAAGCCCAAUCUUCUUCCUAUUUGGCUUCUGGGAAUAGUGCACCGUUAGAGCCCCCGGGUACUCCAUACUUUGCGCGGUCAAUGUCCCCGCCAUCCACACCAUCUUUGGCUCGUGCCCAGAUAGACCAAACGCCGCAACCACCUGUUCGCCAGGGUUCAUUAGCUCCUACACAGCCUAGCAGCAAUGCUCCCUCGGCGUCCCAUAGCUUCCAGAUGAACUCUGAGACAGAUAGCGGUUUUGCGCCGGUCCACGGGCCCAAUCAUCGCUCCUUCAAGCCUUAUGUGCCUGCGACAUCUGCCGCACCUGCAAACGGGGCCGCCCAAAAUUUUGCUCCUUCCACCAAGCCAGAGAGCAUACCUGAUUCGCGGUAUGUUGUGUCACCACCGCCACCAGCACAAGCCCCCUCCAAUGAACCAAAGCCUCGCAGCCCAAGUCCCCUCUCGCGGACUUCUUCAAUCUCCUUUACCAUCAAACAACAAGGCAACCCGCAGAGCCCUGAGAUCGUACGGGCACAAAGGCUUCCAGGAAGUGACAUGGUGCAAGAUCAGGAGCCUGGAGUCCGUUUGGCCGUCUCUCCAAUGCCGUCUUCGCUGACGAAUCCUCCUGCAGUGCCCGGUUCGACGGUGCAACCUUAUGUCAUUCGGCCUGGUCACCAUCCGCUUGCCUCGCACCCUGUUAAUCCCUCUGAAAUUCCCGGGUAUGGGCACUCUACGACUGGGAACGGAGGGCAGACCUUUGGUCAGGAGCUGCCAGGCAUUGCCCCUCCUGCAGAUCAAGGUGGUCAGGAUCCGACCUUCCAAUCUCAGCAGCAGCUUGGACAGCCAGUUGUUCCGUUGGCAGGCCAAGGGCAAGUUGGAUCAGAUCGGCAACAGCUUUUGAUUACAGACGCAUUCAAGCAGCUAAGUUUAGCGGCUCAGCUGCCUACUAACUCAAGCUUUCAGCCUCGUCUGGAGACAACCACAGCACCGCUUCCUACUUCUCAAUCCUUCACUAUAUUCUCGUCAAUUCCUGCCCAGCAACCCUUAGGCCUUCUCUCUGGACCUUCACAAGCAUCGCCACCGCAGGUUGACUACAUCUUUGGAUCAGCACCGCAACAGGGCAGGAGCCAGGUGUUUGUUAACCGGGCUGCUUCCCAGCCUCCACAACCUUCUCAACCUUCACAGCCUGCCCAGCCCGCUCCUCUCUCUCAGAAGAACCCUCUGCAAGAGCAAAGCCAGAGUCAUCCAUCCAGCCCAGCCAUGAAGGGAGAAAAGUCAUGGUUUGGUAAACUGUGGAGGAGUGAAAGCAUCAAGAAGACAAAGAAGCUGCUUCACAAGGAUCACAAAGAUAAGCAUGCUUCCAUCAGCGGACAGGUGCAGCAAUCACAGGCUCAGAGUCAGCCAGUGCAACAAAGCCAGACAAUGCAGCAACCUGCGCAAGGUCAACAGCUCGGACAGUUCACGCAGCUGCCCUCGCAAACUCAACUUCAGCUCCAACAGCCUCCAAUGCUUCACCUCCCCAACCCUCAUCAGCCGAUUCCUGAGCAGCAGCCUCUUCAGCAACAGGGUCAGCAGCCAAUCCAGUUCCAGCCGGGUCUUUCUGCAGGGCAACACUAUCGGGUCCUGUCACAUGUCCAGCCUAUACAGACACAACAACCUCUCAUAGGACCGCCUACGAACCAAAUGUUUUGGAGGGAUGCCCAAGGCCAGCCGCUGCAGACCGUGCCCCAGAUUAGCUCGCCCUCAGGGCAGACUGUCCAGGGUGUUUAUGUGAAUGCGCAAGGACAGACUGUGUUGCAGCCGCAAAUUGCAGAUAUGAUCAGGGGCAGUGAGCAACGACUCAGAGAUGAAGGAGCCCAGCCUGUGCAGCCCGUUGUCACUCCAGAUGCCCAAGGCCACAUGUCAUUGCCGUCCCAAAUAGUGACACUACAACGCCAGAUGCAGCCCCAACUCCAGGACGUACAGCCCGGAGUGACUAACAAUGGGCCCUCACUCCCUGCAGCCCCAGCUGGCACUGCAUCAGGCCCGGCCUCGGCCCCAGCUGCUGCUACCCCUGUGAACAACCUCACAUCGGCCCCCAUCCCUGAGCCCUCGCCGACUUCGACUGCCAGCCCAACGCCGGCCCUCGAGGAGGCUAGGCUGGCUGUUGCUCCGACUCCAGCUGCGGUCCCUCCGGCCCCAGACCCAAUGGAUGCGUCGGCUGAGGCCCCCGCCGCGCUCGGUCCCUCUCCGCCUGCAUCGGCAUCGGCUUCGGCUUCUGUUCCCUCCCCCUCGCCUGCCCCAACUGCAGCAGCCCAGGCGCCCACUUCAGAGCCAGCGCAACCGUCGACCUCGAAUUCGGCGCCCAAGGAGGGAGCCCCCGCUGCCCCUACCCCUGCUGCUGCUGCUGCUGCUGCGGUCCCAGCAAAGCCGCACGACCCAUCGGCAGACAAAUGGCGUGCUGCGAUUAGCUCUGGGGGUUAUGAUGGCUCUGGGUGGGGAGAUGACGAUGAUGAUUACUGCUAG
This is a messenger RNA of Thermochaetoides thermophila DSM 1495, 5763 nucleotides long. RefSeq lists its product as uncharacterized. The coding region runs from base 1 to 5763 and encodes 1920 amino acids. The transcript has 2 exons. Gene Ontology annotation, molecular function: protein binding. The record is from RefSeq and is a predicted model, not a curated record. NCBI's taxonomy places the organism in Eukaryota, Fungi, Ascomycota, Sordariomycetes, Sordariales, Chaetomiaceae.